AGGCCAAGGCCAAGACCUUAGGCCAGGCAGCGGCAAUGAGCAACUCUAUCAGUUAUGGAUGCUCUACACCAGUACGUCGGACGUGCAGUUCUUCAGGCAGUAUCUUGAGAGGUUUACAGAGGACUACAACAGAGAAAUAGACCUGGAAUUCAGACAUCUUGAAGAAGGACAACCCUUAGAAGGGCCAGGAAUGGCCAAGCUGCCUGGGAACAUCUUACAAGUCAUGACUAAACAGCUGGACGGGUGUGCUCAACAGUGUGCUGAGAGUGAGAGUAGCACCGUGUCACAGGACACCAUCGACUUUGCUGUGCAGAUAGUGCAGGCACUGACUAUCAUUUGCAGGCAUCAUGAUAACUUGGCCUUGGUUGCAUCGUGCGAGUACCUGAAAUACAUUGUUCCCAUGACAUCCAACAUAAUAAAGAAGAUGACUGCUGCUGAUGAUUGGUCUGAACUGGGUCUCUGCUUGCAGAUGAGUUGCAGUGAAGAUGGGGACCGGUCUUCCAUGGUGUCCUACAUCACUCAUGUGCUUCAUCUGUUUGAGUGCAUGUAUGACCCCUACCACGUUUGGCGUAAGCAACACAAAAACUUACAAGUCAAUCCAUCUCUUUUUAAGCACAGACCGUCCAUCCUCAGUGUAGAACUAGUGCCUUUCUUUUAUGACUGUUUGCAGGAGGGGACGUGGCAGUUAUUGCAGUCCCUGGAUAUUCAUGUUCGAGUCAUUCACAUGUUUGGUGCUGUACUCACAGGGUCACAGGACAAUGCCCAAGUAGCGGUAUGCCCAGCUACGGUGGACGUUCUCUUCGGCUUGCUGGACACGCCGGUACCCGGCAGUGAUUUAACCAUGGCUCAAGCUGGUAACCCGCAGCAGGUGCAGGAACUGGCAUUGAAGUGCAUAGUUCAGAUGAUUAUUGCCAUUCACGGAUGUCCGGCUGAACAAAGACAAGUGGAAUUGUCAGAGAUCAUCCAGCAGUUACUUCAGAAACUUUCCAGCGACAAUGUGCCCCACCAACUUCAACUAGCAAUAUUCCGCAGCAUACCCCAGAUCCUUCACAGCCGACGCAAGUUGCCACUCCAAGAGGCUUUCGUUUCAGCGGAUGUCUUCAGUACCCUCAUCAAUAUCAUUGAAAAAGCUAUCCAAAGUGGCAACAAGAGACAACUGACAGGUUUCUUCUGUCUCCACAUCAUGGCUGCGGUCAUGGCCGAUUGUUCCUUAGCCAAGACCACGUUCAGAGAGACGACAGGCUAUCAUCGCCUCAGUCUGCUGCUCAUAGAGCUAGGCCAGCCAUCUGAACAGCUUAUUGGGGCUCUGCUAGACAUGAUGGUAGACACAACCUUCAAGGCAGAAGCCAAACACGUCCUGCACAACACAGGAGCAGCUCACAUCCUCAUGCGCCUCCUACCGCUCAUCAAAGCUGAAGACUUACAAAUCUCCCUGUCCAAUAGCCUAGCGUCGUGCUGCACGCAGAGUGACUACAAUCGGAUGCAGUGCUGUAACGAUGGAAUACUGUCCACAGUCUUAGAUGCUCUGGAGACUAGAGAAAGUCUACACAGGAAAACACAAGAGAGGUUAAUCAUUCUGACCGAGGCCCUGGGUUCCUACAGCAUCAGCUCCACACAACUGAAGCGUCUGAUUGGCCUGAUGAGAGGUUCUGACGACCAAUCACUGUCCCCGCAGUGUCUGCGCCUGAUGUACGCCCAGUCCAUCAUGGCACGCAAGGAGGGGAAGCAAGGCGCGCAUCAUUACUUUGACCUGCAGGAGACUCUGUCGGGUAUCACCAUUCCAGUGGUGCGUAAAUGGCCCGGUCACGGCUUCACAUUCCAUACCUGGAUUUGUCUCAACAACACGCCGGUCACUGCAGCAGCUAUUGAACAUGGCUUUUACCGCAGACAGUUAUACAGUUUCUUCACUGGCAACUGUGCUGGGUUUGAAGCGUUCUUCACCCAUGACGGAGUCCUUGUGGUGGCGGUCUGCACCAAGAAGGAGUACUACACUGUCUCACUGACUGACUUCCCAAUCAGUGAUAACAAAUGGCAUUGUGUUGACAUCACACACAUAUCGUCAAGGCGACCGUUUGGUCAGAGUCAACUCUGUAUUUACGUUGACGGUCACCUGCGACUUACGUCGCAGCUCAAGUUCCCGGUCAUAUCUGAGCCGUUCAUACAUUGCCGCAUCGGUUACCCCAUCGCCCUGACCGGUCCCCAGCACCAGUCCACCGAGGACCCCAACCCGUCCACCACCUUCUCCUUCCAUUCCUCCCGCCUCCACUUCCCCUUCAAGCUUCCCACGUCCCGCGGCUCCACUGCCAACGAUGCCAACGAGUCCCCCGUCGCCAUGGUACCGGCGCACAUGAAGGACAUGGAAUGGGGGGAGCCCAGGUCCCUGCAGGGCCAGCUAGGCAGCGUCUGUGUCUUCCAUGACGUGCUUACUCCUGUACAGAUCAAGAAAUUCUACGCAUUAGGUGCCAAUAUGACGUUAUUCCAGUCGGAAGACAGCGACAUCUCUGAUCUCAGCAGUAAGCUGUUGCUGUACUACCACGGCAAGGCUUGCAGAGACCUGAUGUGUCUAGACUUAGCUCCUGCCCACCUGUACAACGGACGACUGAAAGGCCACAGCUGUGAUACCUGGGAUGUUAAGGACGUCCUUAAUUGCAUUGGAGGAGUCCAGGUCCUCUUUCCUCUGUUGGAACUUGCAACUCAGGAAAACGAAACCGGUCAAUCACCACCACCGACAGAUUCUGAUGAGGACGAUGUCGACAACCCUGAGCCAAUCGGGAAGCAGCUUAGUGAAGACGACUGGGAGGUCGUACAAGAUGAGCAAAUAGAUCUGAGGUAUGAGAAGAAUCACGUGGCCGGUUUCCUGACCCUACUCAAGAACAUGUGUGUUGGGCAUCCCAUCAACCAGGAUAUGUUGCAUAAGUCUCAGGGCAUAGCGACCAUCGGGGCUCUCCUACAAAAGGUGGAUUCAUCCUUGAUUGACGUGAACGUGUUGAUUGCCAUCAAGCAGCUAGUGGAAGCAGUCUGCUUUGGCAAACCAUCCCUAUUGAAGCAAGCACACAGGAACAUCCUCUUUGACUUUCGGAUAUGGAGCAAGAGUGCCUUUGGGAUAAGAAUCGGACAUAUCCAGUACAUAUCUACCAUAAUCAAAGAUGAGAAGAAGAGAUUCCGGAGAAAUUUUGGAGUUCAGUUCCUGCUGGAUACCAUUCGAACGUACUACAGUCCCAGUACAACGGACCUUUCAGCGGAGGAGGCCCGCAUCAUCCGCAGCGCCAUGCUAGGCCUGGUGCACUUCUACGUGUACCGGCAAAUCAACCACAAAGAACUGAGUGCAAUCAUCAACUUCAUCACGGCCGUUGAGGACGAGAUUCUUAUUGGGGAGGUCUUGGACACACUGAUCACCCUCCUUGAGAGCACAGGCAAGGACCAGUUGUACCUCUUACUGUUUGAAGAGGGUCAAGGAGAUCUCCUGUAUGCACUGCUGACUAAGAAAGACUACACAGAUGCUCUCAGGGUCCGUGUGUUCAAGAUAUUUUCCUUGAUGCUGAGAACCACCAAAGUCUAUGAGAAGAGCAAACAUCGGAUGCGGCUGAUGGACAUCGGCUUCUCUGGACUGACGCUGCUGAUGGGAGAAAUGCCUGUCACUAUGCCCAUCGCUAAGAACAUGGUGGAGAUGGUCACAGAGGGUCACAUCAACUAUGCCGGGCUGCUAGCGGCCCUACAGCUGCUGCACCGUGCCAGCUCCCUCAUCAAGCUAGAAGCCUGCACCCAACUCCUUCACAUACUCUACACCGAGAAGGACUCCAAGGUCAAACUGGCCAAGGUACCCGGCUGGCAGGACACGCUGGUGCGACUGUUUGUCAAAGACGCGUCGACGGGACCGGAUAUUGGUCUAGACCUGAACGGCUUAGCUCUUACCCCACAGAGCAUACCGACAACACCUACCACUCCGCAUAGGAACCAGUUGGACACUACCAAUGGCAAUGCACAGGGCGCCAGCCAAAGCUUUGUGCUGCCGGACGCCGGUGACUCGCAGGCCACGGGUGACUCGGACACCAUGGGUGACGACACGAGCAGUAUUGCGGACAGUGAGGACAUUAUGUCCCAACCCAUCCCUCGAGUUGUCGUGGGACCGGACACACCGGACACACCGGACUCGCUGUCCUACUCGGAAAGCUUGUCAGCAGUCAGCAGUGACGGAAAUUUUGGGCUGUUCGCUGGUCCACAAGGUGAUAAUAGUCAAGAGCUUGGUGGAGAGAGUGACGGCUCGCUGCCUACAGGAAGUUGGCCUGGUGGCGAUUACGACGGCCCUAACUCGCCUGGCAGUGGCCUUGAUGUAACCCUCACAUCUCGCUCAGCAACCCUCCGCCCCUCCCACCUGAACCUGAACACACCCGGUGACGCACCCGGUGAGGAUGAGAGCCCCGAGGGGUCAGCGGCCUGCGAGAGGACACAGGAGACCCUGGCAGACACCCUGACGGAAGUGGUAGCGCAGCUGAUGUGGCGAGGGGUAGCAGGAUCAGAUGAGGAGGCUUGGGCAGCACGUGGUCAGGUUCUUGUAAGCCUAUCCAAACUCUCCGAGAAGUACGAGCUCUUACGGCCGGCCAUUCAGGUCAAGCGACACAUCCUGGAGAAGCUGCUGGAAGUCUCGGCCAAUGACAUCAAGAACUGCGGGUCACAUGACCGCGCGGCGCACGAGGAGAACGCCCUCUGGAUGAUGAAGCUGGUUCAGGAUUUCCUGUUUGAGGAGAAUGCAGGCGACGGCCAGGCCUGGAGCUACAAGUUGGCAGAGGCGGUGGUAGACGUGAUCGACGCCUUAGGAAUCUGGGAAGACACCCAGGCCUCCGACGAAUGGACCGAGAUGUCUCAACUGUGCCUUCGCAUCAUGCUAGGCUGCACGGCACGGGAUGAUUUCGAGGUGUGCGCCACGGCGGCCGCCAAGCUCCACCUCAUGCUACAGACGCGGCCGAUUCCGUCAUCCAGCGAGGCGUGUUUCCUGCUAGGCUCGCUGGAUGCAGCACUCAUGAGGUCGCUGAAUGCAGAAGAACGUGAAACCUACUCGUACCUGGUCCCUUUGACCAGUGCGAUGAUUGAGCUGUACCACAACCAGCUUGGGAUGCCCGACUUCCUACCCCACCUCCCAACCACGGGCACCAGUCCGACGUUCUUUGAGGAUUUCCAGUCCUACUGCCGGUCAGAGGAGUGGAGAACCUACGUCGAGAAACAGGUUCAGCCAUUUAUGCAGGAGUACGUGACGGUCAACUUUGCCAACAUUUCUGCCAAGAUGGGCAAGUUGUGGAGGAAGUGCUUUGAUAAGAUGAACACGGACAUCCACCGACGGGAACGGGAACGAGGAGAAAGCAAGCUACGAUUUCAAUCAAAGAUCAUAGAACCGUUCAACGCAUUAUGCAAAACGGAGACAGUGAGACAUGCGAGCAUACUAAACAAAUUGCAGAACCAGCACCAGUCCACGCUGCGACAGUGGAGGGCUAGUAAGCGCUUCUUGACAGGGGAGCGAGGAGCAUGGGCUGAACGAACUGAUGAGCACAUUUACUGGAAGUUGUCCUCUCAAGAAAACUUCUCGCGCAUGCGGCUGAAACUCACCCAGAAUUUCAUGUUUGAUCUGCACAUCGAGGCCAGCCAGAUGAGAGACAACACAGGGCCAGUCAUAGAACCAGCGGACACCCUGGCUUUAGAAAUAGUGAAGGAGGCUAGAGUCAGCGACAUGGAACUACAAGAUGACAGACUGGGAGACGAAGAGUGGAAUAUCAUCUCAGAGAGCACUGAGACAGAGCAGGGCGGUACAGUCAAAGAGAAGACGGUAGUAUCAGAGGAAUGUAACCUCAUCACCUUGAUUGACGUCAUACCGGGUAAACUGGAGGUCACAACGACACAUGUCUACUUCUACGACAGCAGUCCAGACAAGGAAGAAAAUAGCGGACAGGACUUCAAAUGGUCUCUGUCACAUCUGAGGGAGGUUCACUUGCGUCGCUACAACCUGAGGCGUAGUGCCAUCGAGAUCUUCUUCAUCAGCCAGACCAAUUACUUCAUCAACUUCACCAACAAAAAGACGAGGAACAAGACCUACAGUCGUAUCCUGAGCCUGAAGCCGCCCAACCUGUACUACACCGGGGCCAAGUCUCCAGCAGACCUACUCAAGUCCUCUACUCUGACCAACAAAUGGGUGUCACGAGAGAUCUCCAACUUUGACUAUCUGAUGCAACUCAACACCAUCGCUGGCAGGACUUACAACGAUCUCAGCCAGUAUCCGGUGUUUCCUUGGAUUCUGUGUGACUACACCUCAGAAACCCUGGACCUGACUGAUAGCAAGAUCUACAGGGAUCUGUCUAAACCCGUCGGUGUGGUGAACCCAAAGAACAUUGAGGAAGUCCAAAGCAAGUUUGAGAAUUUUGAAGACCCAUCGGGCACCAUAGACAAGUUCCACUAUGGCACUCACUACUCCAACGCUGCUGGGGUGAUGCACUACCUAGUCCGCAUCGAGCCGUUCACGUCACUUCAUAUACAACUCCAGAGUGGAAAGUUUGAUUGUGCAGAUCGACAGUUCCACAGCAUUCCGUCGUUGUGGGAUACGCUGAUGGAAAACCCCAACGACGUCAAGGAACUCAUCCCAGAAUUCUUCUACAUGCCAGAAUUCCUUGAGAACCGAAACAAUUUCCAUCUCGGUUACCUGCAGACUGGGGAAGACGUCAACGACGUGAUCUUGCCAAAGUGGGCCUCCUCACCGGAGGAUUUCAUCUACAAACACCGACAAGCCUUGGAGAGUGAGCAUGUAUCAGCCAAUCUGCAUCACUGGAUCGAUCUCAUCUUUGGCUACAGACAGAAAGGACCUGCAGCAAUAGAGGCUCUCAAUGUCUUCUACUACUGCACCUAUGAAGGAGCAGUAGACCUGGACGCCAUCAAGGAUCCCUUGGAGAGGGAAGCUGUAGAAGGCAUGAUCAACAACUUUGGCCAGACGCCUUGCCAACUCCUGAAGGAGCCUCACCCAAAGAGACUGAGCAUAGACGAGAUCAGCAAGAAGGCUUCCAAGAACCAGACCCAGCUCCUGAACGUCUUCGAUCACUUAAAUGAGUUGAAGGCCUUCUUUGUGGAGGUGUCUACAUCAGACAGCGACCCCUUGGUCUAUGUGAAUGUCCCCCGCAGCCAGCCCAAGUCAUUCAUCUACCAAGGAAUGCCUGACGCCAUGGUGACUGUAACAGAGAAAGGCACACUGGGAUCACACGGCUGGCUACCAUACGACAAGUCCAUCUCCAACUACUUCACGUUCGAGAGGGAUUCCUCGCUUAUCAAUGCAAAAAUCAGAAAGUCCGUAAGCGGGCCUUUCGCCCCCGGCCUGAAAGUCACCCCGUCCCUGUUUGUCACAACCCACGAUGCCAAGCUGUUGUUGACCGGAGGCCACUGGGACAACAGCCUGCGCGUCUUCAACGUCGCCAAGGGCAAGCUCCUAGCCCACGUGGUCAGGCACACGGACAUCGUGACGUGCUUGGCACUGGAUAACUGCGGCAUGCAGUUGAUGACGGGGUCUCGGGACACCACGUGUAUGAUCUGGGAGAUUGCAUACCAGGGAGGUGUUGCGUGUGGUGUGGGUAGCCAGCCAGUACAGACAUUAUAUGGUCAUGAUGACGAAGUAUGCUGUGUAGCUAUCAGCACAGAACUUGACAUGGCCGUGUCAGCAUCAAAGGAUAGUACAGUCAUCAUCCACACCAUUAUGAAGGGUCACUACGUCAGGACAUUACGCCCCCCUGUCUUAGACCCCCAAGCACCCAUCACUAUCCCAUGUCUUGCCUUAUCCGACGAGGGUCACGUAGCGGCCGUGUGUACACCCCAGUACAGCAAGAAGACCAGCCAGGAUCUCUGUUCUGUCCACGUCUAUUCCAUUAACGGCAAGCAUAUCUGUGAUACUACCCUAUCCAGCAAGAUCAUACAUAUUGAUAUCACUGAAGAGUUUCUGCUCACUGCUGACGAUAAGGGCACGUUGACCAUCAGGAGACUCUUUGGCCUUGAGGUAUGUACCACCAUGCCGCUGUACGUACCAAUCCACUGCGUCAGCGUAGUACCAACCAAGAGCCAGAUACUAGUGGGUCUACGGGACGGCAAGCUCAUCAUUGUGGCGGUGGACCGGCCGGCGGAGGCCAGGAAACUCCCGCUGCUGGGGCGAUGAUCAGCAAAAAGUGCCAGGGAUGCCAACUGAAUGGAUUCAAUGCAAUGCGCUCACACGCUUGAGGGCGCUCUUGCAACUCACCGUCUUCCAUCAAUAUCAGAAUACCCUAUGCUUUUUAUAGCUCUGGAUUUGGGUAAAAAAACCUACGGCAAAGGUCAUCAUAAGAAUAUAUUAAAUGUUUCUGUGCAUAUAUCGCAUUUUUUCUUUCUUUCAUGAUUUAAACAUACCGUACCAGAAACUUAAUUUUGACUAAUUAUGGAAAAAAAAUAUGACGGGAUCUUUCAAAAUUUCAUAUGCUUAGAGAACUAAAAAAGAAGUGUAAAAUGUAUGGACCAUCAAACUCAAAUGCAUAAAGGUCAGAAAUCUUUUGGCAUGAUUUCCAAAAAUACCCUAAAUUUAUUUUGUGAUGGGCAUUUCUGCAUCUUCUUUUGAGCUUGAUUUUAGUUAACUUGAUACACUCAACCAAAAAAAAAGGAAAUCCCCCUAAUACUUUUUUGUCCAACUCA
This is a messenger RNA of Patiria miniata (bat star), 8679 nucleotides long. RefSeq names its product neurobeachin-like protein 1. The transcript has 51 exons. The record is from RefSeq and is a predicted model, not a curated record. Gene Ontology annotation, biological process: intracellular protein localization. The coding region runs from base 59 to 8173 and encodes 2704 amino acids. NCBI's taxonomy places the organism in Eukaryota, Metazoa, Echinodermata, Asteroidea, Valvatida, Asterinidae. Gene Ontology annotation, cellular component: membrane; cytosol. Gene Ontology annotation, molecular function: protein kinase binding.